CAUCUUCAUACACCCCUUCACCAGCCUCACAUUUCCAUAUCCCAAUCUAAACUUUUAAUAAAAAUACUUUACAAAAUAAAAAAAAUAAAACACAAAUCUUCGCCUUCUGAACGCAGCCAUGGCAGCAACAACAUCUUCAAACCUCCUUCACUUCUCCAGUUCCCACUCAACUUCACGCCUAUCCCCUCUCAAAACCGCCCUCUUUUCAUGCUCCAAGAGAAAGCUUCCGGUGGCCGGUGGUGGUGCCGCCACCACCACAGGAGGAGUACGGUGCAUGGCGGUGGCAGCAGAGGCGGCGUCCGUAAAGAAGACGAGUUCUUAUCAGAUAAUGACAUUGACAACCUGGUUGUUGAAACAAGAGCAAUCUGGAAUCAUCGAUGCUGAACUUACCAUCGUCUUGUCCAGCAUUUCAAUGGCUUGUAAACAGAUCGCAUCUUUGGUGCAGCGAGCCAGCAUCUCCAACAUGACCGGAGUUCAGGGAGCUGUUAAUAUUCAGGGAGAGGAUCAGAAGAAGCUCGAUGUCAUAUCCAAUGAGGUGUUUUCCAAUUGUUUGAGAUCGAGUGGAAGAACUGGGAUUAUUGCAUCGGAGGAGGAGGAUGUGCCGGUGGCGGUGGAAGAGAGUUACUCCGGCAACUACAUUGUGGUGUUUGAUCCUCUUGAUGGAUCAUCCAACAUUGAUGCUGCUGUUUCAACUGGUUCUAUUUUCGGAAUCUACAGUCCAAACGACGAGUGUCUCCCUGAUCUUGACGAUAACUCCACGCUGGACACCGAGGAACAGAGGUGCAUCGUGAACGUAUGCCAGCCCGGAACCAACCUUCUGGCAGCCGGUUACUGCAUGUAUUCAAGCUCUGUCAUCUUCGUGCUCUCCAUAGGAACCGGCGUUUAUUCAUUCACAUUAGACCCAAUGUAUGGUGAGUUUGUUCUGACUCAAGAAAAGAUCCAAAUCCCGAAAUCGGGUAAGAUUUACUCGUUUAACGAAGGAAACUAUCAACUAUGGGAUGACAAGCUCAAGAAAUACAUGGAUGACCUAAAGGACCCUGGUCCUACCGGAAAGCCUUACUCCGCCAGGUAUAUCGGUAGCUUGGUCGGUGAUUUCCAUCGGACGCUUUUGUACGGAGGAAUUUACGGUUACCCUCGGGACAAAAAGAGCAAGAACGGGAAGCUUAGGCUCUUGUAUGAGUGUGCUCCGAUGAGUUACUUGGUUGAACAGGCCGGCGGAAAGGGCUCCGAUGGGCAUCAACGAGUACUUGACAUCCAGCCGACUGAGAUUCAUCAACGAGUUCCUCUAUACAUUGGAAGCGUAGACGAAGUGGAAAAACUGGAGAAGUAUUUGGCUUAAAUAUGAAAAACUAAAUCCAAAUUUUUUUAUUUUCCUUUACGUGUUUCAAACUUAUAAGAUUGCCUUUGCUUCAAAUCAAACGUUAUCAAUACAAGGAAAGGAUCAACUUUUUAUUCUAUAUAAUAAUUGCACAAACACCCACACACACAUAAUAAAGAUUAAAGACGGACGUUUUCAGUUAAAUUUCUUCUAGCACUUUGGCAAGUCCGCCGGUGGCGGUGGCACCGUCGAGUCCUCUGUCCCUCCGUUUUCAACCACAAACGCGGUGGCAAAACCCAAACCCAAGUGUACGUCCAGAUGACAGUGCAUGAUCCAUACACCUGUAAAUUGUAAAAACGAAUAUAUAUUAAAUAACUAAAAAGUGAAAAGGUACCACUAAUUUCGGCCGGAAAGUUUAUAUUCUACCUGGAUUAUUUGCUCGGAAUCUCAUCACCACCCAACCGCCGACAGGCACACCGAUAGUAUUCCGUUGUUGUGGGUUCACAAGAUUAAACUUUUUCCUGUCUUUGACGGGGUCAUAAUUGCCAAAACCUUGAGCCAACACGAAGAAGUUAUACCCAUGCAAGUGUACGGGAUGGUUCUGCAUUCCGAUCAAUGCAGUGUUCUGAAACACAAUCUCCACCGUCGAAUUAUACUUUAGUUUCUUCACGCUCGUUGAUUUGGGUGUAUUCAACAGGGCUUGAUUCAAACUAUUGUUGACGUUGGUGUAAUCGAAUUUCACCGGUGGUUCAUUAGGGAAGUCCGGCGUAUAGAUCCCACUAACGUUGAAGAAAUGAGCUUCCAAGAUUGACAAUUUGGUCGGAAGCACGAAGGAGUGGUUGUUCAUGCUAGCGGAAAACCGCUGCCCGAGUGGGCCUCCACAAGUUUGGUUUGAUGAUUUUGUUCCACUUGCACAUGAUGAUAUCCCUAGCCCUAUCGUAAUAAACAUGUUUUCAUCUACUUUCUGUGAUACAGGGUGCCAAAACGGGCUUUGUAUGAGGCAUGUUAGAUUGCUCAUAAACUUAAAUGCGGUUGGGGUGUCGUUGAAAGGCGGCAUGUCCGGGAGGAGUGGCGGCGGCAGCAAGGUGGUGGUGGUGUUUCUGUAGGUGAGGAUUGCGGUGGUUGUGCUGUUGUUGAAAGUGCGACCAGUUCCACUAAUGUACGCGCGGGCAGCCAUGUAAUAGGAUCCCGGUGACUGGUCAGCGGUCAAUAGGACAUCAGUUGUUUGACCGGGACCCACUACAACAACAUCUGUAGGAUAUGGAUUUGUGUAGACUGCGUCCGCCGCCACUACCGUCAUGCGGUGGUUGGCUACCUUGAAAAACAUUUGGGUGUUGAGGGCGGCGUUGAUUAUACGUAACAUAUAUGUUUUCCCUUGAACAACUUCCAAAGUGUGUGUAUCUGAAAUACAAUUAAACAAAUGAUUUAACUUUUUAUAAAAUUAAUACUGAUUAACGAUUAAUCGACUUACUUCUUGAAGGACAAGAAUAUAAAUCCCCAGGCCACCCAUUGAUGGU
This is a messenger RNA of Lactuca saligna, 2835 nucleotides long. The record is from the annotation of a GenBank genome assembly. Lineage: Eukaryota; Viridiplantae; Streptophyta; Magnoliopsida; Asterales; Asteraceae.